AUGGUGCCAAUCGGUCGCAAAUGCUCCCCUGAGAGGUUUGGCGGUCGAAAGAGAAGACUUUUUAUCAGAGUAAAAGAAAUCAACCCUCGAAAACUUAACCGGCAGAAAAGAUUUUUUGAAAAAUCGCUAAUCCCUGGGGUCACAAUUCCUUCAAAUAUCUUACUUCGGGCAUUUCCCUCAAAAACGGUGCCAAACGGUUGCAAAUGCUCCCCUCACAGGUUUGGCGGUCGAAACAGAAGGCUUUUAUUACAGGACAAGAAAUCAGACCUUGACAACUUAACCGGCAGAAAAGAUUUUUUGAAAAAAUCGCUAAGCCCCGGGGUCACAAUUUCUGAAAAAUCUGACUUUUGGCAAUUCACUCUAAAAUGGUGCCAAUAG
Molecule: messenger RNA, 378 nt
Organism: Podarcis lilfordi (Lilford's wall lizard)
Lineage: Eukaryota; Metazoa; Chordata; Lepidosauria; Squamata; Lacertidae
Source: the annotation of a GenBank genome assembly